GGCCCCGCCCUCGCCCCGCCCCGCCCCGGCUCGGGCCGCCGGAGGACCAGGAGCUGAGGACCCCGAUCCCGCGGUGGUGGCGGGGACGAUGUGGUUCUUUGCCCGGGACCCGGUCCGGGAUUUCCCGUUUGAGCUCAGCCCGGAACUCCCCGAGGGCGGCCCUCCCGGGCCCUGGGUCCUGCACCGCGGCCGUAAGAAGGCCACAGGCAGCCCGGUGUCCAUCUUCGUGUAUGACGUGAAGCCCGGCGUCGAAGAGCAGACCCAGGUGGCCAAAGCUGCCUUCAAGCGCCUCAAAACUCUCCGGCACCCCAACAUCCUGGCCUACAUCGAUGGGCUGGAGACAGACAGAUGCCUCCACAUAGUGACAGAGGCUGUGACCCCGCUGGGAGCGUACCUCAAGGCGCGAGCAGAGGCUGGUGACCUGAGGGAACUGGAGCUCUCAUGGGGGCUACACCAGAUUGUGAAAGCCCUCAGCUUCCUGGUCAACGACUGCAGCCUCAUCCACAACAAUGUCUGCAUGGCCGCUGUGUUCGUGGACCGCGCUGGCGAGUGGAAGCUUGGGGGCCUGGACUACAUGUAUUCCGCCCAGGGCAAUGGCGGGGGACCUCCCCGCAAGGGGAUCCCCGAGCUUGAGCAGUACGAUCCCCCGGAGUUGGCCGAUGGCAGUGGCAGAGCGGUCAGAGAGAAGUGGUCAGCUGACAUGUGGCGCUUGGGCUGCCUCAUCUGGGAAGUCUUCAAUGGGCCCCUACCUCGUGCAGCCGCCCUACGAAACCCUGGGAAGAUCCCCAAGUCACUGGUGCCCCAUUACUGUGAGCUGGUUGGAGCCAACCCCAAGGUACGUCCCAACCCAGCCCGCUUCCUGCAGAACUGCCGGGCACCUGGUGGCUUCAUGAACAACCGCUUUGUGGAGACCAACCUCUUCCUGGAAGAGAUUCAGAUCAAAGAGCCAGCCGAGAAGCAAAAGUUCUUCCAAGAGCUGAGCAAGAGCCUAGACUCGUUCCCUGAGGAUUUCUGCCGCCACAAGGUGCUGCCCCAGCUGUUGACCGCCUUCGAGUUUGGCAGCGCAGGGGCUGUUGUCCUCACGCCCCUGUUCAAGGUGGGUAAGUUCCUCGGCGCUGCGGAGUAUCAGCGGAAGAUCAUCCCUGUCGUGGUCAAGAUGUUCUCCUCGACUGACCGGGCCAUGCGUAUCCGCCUCCUACAACAGAUGGAGCAGUUCAUCCAGUACCUUGAUGAGCCAACAGUCAACACCCAGAUAUUUCCGCACGUCGUGCAUGGCUUCCUGGACACCAACCCUGCCAUCCGGGAGCAGACAGUCAAGUCCAUGCUGCUCCUGGCCCCGAAGCUGAACGAGACCAACCUCAACGUGGAGCUGAUGAAGCACUUCGCGCGGCUGCAGGCUAAGGAUGAGCAGGGCCCCAUCCGCUGCAACACCACCGUCUGCCUGGGCAAAAUCGGCUCCUACCUCAGUGCCGGCACCAGACACAGGGUCCUCACCUCCGCCUUUAGCCGGGCCACUAAGGACCCGUUUGCACCAUCCCGGGUCGCGGGUGUUUUGGGCUUCGCCGCCACCCACAACCUCUACUCGAUGACUGAUUGCGCCCACAAGAUCCUGCCUGUGCUCUGCAGCCUCACCGUGGAUCCUGAGAGAUCCGUGCGGGACCAGGCCUUCAAGGCCAUUCGAAGCUUCCUGUCCAAACUGGAGUCUGUGUCGGAGGACCCCACCCAGCUGGCCGAAGCCGAGAAGGACGUCCAUGCAGCCUCCAGCCCUGGAAUGGGAGGAGCCGCAGCCAGCUGGGCAGGCUGGGCCGUGACAGGGGUCUCCUCACUCACCUCUAAGCUGAUCCGUGCACACCCCACGGCUGCCCCAGCUGAGACCAACGUUCCCCAGAGACCCGUGCCUGAGGGACUUCCUGCCCCAGCCCCAGCCCCUGUCCCUGCCACACCCACGACCUCAGGCCACUGGGAGACACAAGAGAGCAAGGAUGCAGAAGAGGACAGCACUGCUGGCGACAGAUGGGAUGAUGAAGACUGGGGUAGCUUGGAGUGCCCACCCCACCCUGUGACCAGCAAGGAGAAGUCACUCCCAGGCCUGCAACCAACCAGUCCUCCCUGGGGCUGGGCUCAGCAUGGGCUGAGCAGGAGGCCGAAUCUGUGUUGGCCCAGCAGGACAACUGGAGUACUGGGGGCCAAGCCAGCUGGGCUGGGCAGACCAGCAACCCUGGUCACAAAUCCCAGGAGUCAGACUGGAGCAGCUGGGAAGCCGAGGACGCAUGGGAGCAGGGCUGGCAGGAGCCAAGCCCCCCGGAGCCACCCCCUGAGGGCACACGGCUGGCCAGCGAGUAUAACUGGGGUGGACCGGAGCCUAGUGACAAAGGCGACCCCUUUGCUGCCCUGUCAGUGCGUCGGGAGGCUGGUGCCCAGCCCACACUUCCCUUUCCAGCCGAGGCGGGACUCGUGGGGUGAUGACAACUGGGAGGGCCUGGAGGCCGAGAGCCGACAGGCCAAGGCAGAGCUAGCCCGGAAGAAGCGCGAGGAGCGUAGGCGGGAGAUGGAGGCGAAACGCGCUGAGAAAAAGACAGCCAAGGGCCCCAUGAAGCUGGGAACCCGGAAGCUGGACUGAACCGCAGGUGUGGGCGCUUCCCAGCCUCGGAGAGCCCGCCCCGCAGAUGUAUUUAUUGUACAAACCCUGGGAGCCCGGUCAGCCUGGCCAGGCACAUUUCACAUAUACAUAAUCAGAGCCACAAUAAAUUCUAUUUCGCA
This is a messenger RNA of Orcinus orca (killer whale), 2760 nucleotides long. RefSeq names its product SCY1 like pseudokinase 1 (gene SCYL1). The coding region runs from base 89 to 2620 and encodes 843 amino acids. The record is from RefSeq and is a predicted model, not a curated record. The transcript is spliced from 19 exons. NCBI's taxonomy places the organism in Eukaryota, Metazoa, Chordata, Mammalia, Artiodactyla, Delphinidae. Gene Ontology annotation, biological process: protein phosphorylation. Gene Ontology annotation, molecular function: ATP binding; protein kinase activity.